Molecule: messenger RNA, 507 nt
Organism: Acomys russatus (golden spiny mouse)
Lineage: Eukaryota; Metazoa; Chordata; Mammalia; Rodentia; Muridae
Gene: Gypc
Product: glycophorin C (Gerbich blood group)
Exons: 3
Coding region: 116-346 (76 amino acids)
Cellular component (GO): cortical cytoskeleton; membrane
Source: RefSeq, a predicted model, not a curated record
AGCUCUCUAUCUGAGAUUGGCAGAUGGAAACAGAAACACGGAGAACUGUGAGCCUUGAGCAGAAAGUUAGAGCGCAGAAGAAAACGUUCGGAAGUGGGCGGAGCCUAAACCAGGGAUGUCCUACGGCAUGGAGGUCGCCAUCAUCGCAGCUGUGAUCACUGCUGUGGCCUUGGUCCUGGUCUGCCUUCUCUUUCUCAUGCUUCGUUACCUGUACAGACACAAGGGCACCUACCACACCAAUGAGGCCAAAGGCACAGAGUUUGCGGAGAGUGCCGAUGCAGCCCUGCAAAGUGACCCAGCCCUCCAGGACGCCGGGGACAACAGCAAGAAGGAAUACUUUAUCUGAGUGGUAGAAGACUUUAUGCUCCUGCAAAAUGCUUCUGGCUUCGGGAGAGAAAGUACCCACACUGUGUGCUGCCAUUAUCAGCACCAGGAAACCCUCAAGGGCACCCCAAGACUCUUAUUGCAGAACUCUGGGUGCCUGCCAGGAAACUGAUACAUAUGGGA